AUGAGUGCCAAUCUUAAUCCAACAAAAUCCAAUAAUUUGACUGUACCAAAGUCGCAGCAUUCAUACUCCACAUCGCUAUCUUCCAACAUUUCACCCCAGUACUUUUUUGCAAAUAACAACAUAUCAAAGACAAGUUCUAGAUCAGGAGCAGCAAGCACAUAUAGACUAUCUAGAAGUAAUACCAACAACACGUCAGAUGCGUAUCUUACCAACCACGACAACCAAAGUAUUCAAAGUAUAGAUAAGAUUCCCAGUGCCAAACCAAGUGUAACUUAUCUGGACAAACUAUGGACCCAAAUUGAUGUUUUGGAUGAUGUUAAACGAAUGGCCAAAGAGUCCAAGGUAAAAGAUACACUCUUUAAUGAAAAAUAUAUUCAAAAGUUGGCAAAGUUGAAGGAACUGCAGGAUCAGUUGCUACAAACCAUGUCGGCCUUACAAACUGAGGAUAUGAAUACCAACGAAGCACAGAAACAAGAGUUGUACCAACUAAAGACGGCCGAAAUAGCAAAUAAGACCGAAGCAGUUGGUGAAGAUGCAACCAAGUCGUUAAAGAGUAAAAAUUCCACCCACGAGCUGAGUGUACCCGAGACCGAACAAAGUAAUGCUGGAGAAGUAAGUCCUCUGUCAGACAGUGUAUUGGAAUUGACUGCGGAAGAACAGGAAAAAGUGGAUAAGUUCUUUGCCAUCAAUGAUGAAGCUUAUGAUUCCGAAGAUGAAGCAGACUUUCAAAGUCAAACAAUUUACAAUAAGGAUGUGUUCGAUGAAAUCAAUAGAUAUGUUCAACAAGUUAAGCAAGAUUUGCGUGGAUUGGGGGAUGCAAUGAAGGAAUGCAGUAGUAAUAGAGACACCACCUGA
Messenger RNA from Lodderomyces margitis, 855 nucleotides. RefSeq lists its product as uncharacterized. NCBI's taxonomy places the organism in Eukaryota, Fungi, Ascomycota, Pichiomycetes, Serinales, Debaryomycetaceae. The transcript has a single exon. The coding region runs from base 1 to 855 and encodes 284 amino acids. The record is from RefSeq and is a predicted model, not a curated record.